Molecule: messenger RNA, 1479 nt
Organism: Cotesia congregata
Lineage: Eukaryota; Metazoa; Arthropoda; Insecta; Hymenoptera; Braconidae
Source: the annotation of a GenBank genome assembly
AUGGAUGAGAGUAAUUACGAUUCUCCAGACGAAUAUACAAGCCUGAUGGACGCCCACGUAGCUGAGACACGAUCUGACAGCUCUGGUCUGGUCAGUGAAAAGAGAAAACGUCGUGCAAAACCACCCACCAACUAUGAAGAUGGAAGUUUACCAGAAGUGCGCGUAGAAAAUCCAGGUUCAUCUGGAUUCUUCAGUAGUUCUAGAAAUGCUCCAGCUCUCGGUCCAGGUGAUGAUCCAGACAGCUACCAGCAAGAAGAGUUUGAAGAAGGUUUAAAGUAUGGAGCGACUCAUGUCAUUAAAUUAUUUGUUCCUGUUUCGUUGUGUAUGCUGGUAGUUGUAGCAACUAUCAGUUCCAUUACAUUUUAUACAAUGAAAGGAGAAUAUUUAAUUUAUACACCAUUUCACGAUGAUGGAGCAGAUACUAGUACUAAAGUUUGGCAAGCAGCUGCCAAUGCAAUGAUUUUAAUGUUCGUAAUAAUUUGCAUGACUGUACUGCUAAUCGUCCUCUACAAAUACAAAUUUUAUAAAUUUAUCCAUGCCUGGUUGAUAAUGAGUUCAUUGAUGUUACUUUUUAUUUUUACGGCGCUAUAUUGCGAGGAAGUAUUAAAAGCUUACAACAUUCCGAUGGAUUUGAUAACACUGGCAAUAAUUUUAUGGAAUUUUGGAGUCGUUGGAAUGAUAUGUAUUCAUUGGCAGGGUCCGCUAGCCCUUCAACAAGCUUAUUUAAUAUUUAUUGCCGCUCUUAUGGCUUUGGUAUUUAUAAAAUACUUACCCGAGUGGACGGCGUGGUUUGUUUUGGCUGUUAUUAGUAUCUGGGACUUAAUUGCCGUUUUAACACCUAAUGGUCCGCUGAGGGUGUUAGUAGAAAUGGCUCAAGAACGUAAUGAACCCAUUUUCCCAGCUCUCAUUUACUCUUCAACAAUAAUGUACAGUUUUACUGUAAGUUAUGCCGGAUACUUUGGAGCAGCAACGAUGGCCAAUGAUGAAUCUGCUGCGGGAGAUAGUGUAAGGUCGCCAGCAAGAGCUCAAACAAGAAAUAAUACUGCAUCAGUAAGUGGAGAUGAGGCCGGAUUCACAAGAGACUGGGUAGACCAUCAUGAUGAACGCAGCGCGCGGAGAGCUGAAGAAAUUAAUCGCACUGGAGAGUUAACUGGACGAGUAGAAGUACAACCUCAGCAGCAAUAUCAACGAAAUGUUCCUGACGAAGAACGUGGUGUUAAAUUGGGACUCGGUGAUUUCAUUUUUUACAGUGUUUUAGUUGGUAAAGCAUCAAGUUAUGGUGAUUGGAAUACAACUUUAGCUUGUUUUGUGGCUAUUCUUAUUGGACUUUGUUUAACACUUUUGUUACUUGCAAUUUUUCAAAAAGCUUUGCCAGCAUUGCCUAUAUCAAUAACUUUUGGUUUGAUAUUUUACUUUGCUACUCGCGUAAUUGUUGCUCCUUUUGCCGAUAGUUUAGCAAGUGAACAAGUAUUUAUUUAG